Messenger RNA from Pochonia chlamydosporia 170, 2142 nucleotides. RefSeq names its product glutamine-dependent NAD(+) synthetase synthase. The coding region runs from base 1 to 2142 and encodes 713 amino acids. Gene Ontology annotation, cellular component: cytoplasm. Gene Ontology annotation, biological process: NAD+ biosynthetic process. The record is from RefSeq and is a predicted model, not a curated record. The transcript has 11 exons. Lineage: Eukaryota; Fungi; Ascomycota; Sordariomycetes; Hypocreales; Clavicipitaceae. Gene Ontology annotation, molecular function: NAD+ synthase (glutamine-hydrolyzing) activity; glutaminase activity; ATP binding.
AUGGGCCGAUGCAUCACUGUCGCGACCUGCUCUCUCCGGCAAUGGGCGUUGGAUUUUGAGGGAAACACAAAUCGUAUCAUCGAGUCCAUCCGGCAAGCCAAGGCUGCAGGUGCCAGACUUCGCGUCGGACCGGAACUCGAGAUUACCGGCUAUGGCUGCAAUGACCACUUCCUGGAAAGCGACACAUUCUUGCACAGCUUUGAGAUGCUGGCACGCAUCAUGAGCGAUGAGAGCUGCCACGGGAUUCUGAUUGAUACCUCGUGUCCCAUCCAACAUAGGAACACGAUCUGGAAUUGCCGGGUUAUGCUGUGCAAUGGCAAAAUCCUCUUCAUCAGGCCAAAAAUGGACUUGGCCAACACUGGCAACUACCGAGAAACCCGCUGGUUUACUCCUUGGAUGAAAAGAGCCGGAUGGGAAGAGUAUCAUCUUCCUCGCAUGCUGCAAAAGCUGCAAGGGGCCACCCAUGUGCCCUUUGGAGAUGUAGUGCUGUCUACGCCGGACUCAACCUAUGGAAGUGAAUAUUGCGAGGAGCUGUGGGCUCCCAUAUCUGGCUCCGUAUUGCAGAGUCUCGACGGCGUAGAGAUCUUCUCCAACGGCUCGGGUAGUCACUACGAGCUACAAAAGCUUGGUGAUCGAGUGCAGCUCAUUGCCGCACAGUCCAAAAAGGUUGGCGGCCUGUAUCUGUACAGUAACCAGCAAGGCUGCGAUGGUGAGCGAGCGUACUAUGACGGCUGUUCGAUGAUCUUUUUAAAUGGCGAACUUCUGUCCGCAACGCCCCAAUUCACCCUCGACGAAGUGUCUGUUGCAACUGCAACUAUUGACUUGGAAGACAUUCGCGCGCAUAGGCAAAUUUCGUCGCGCAACUUUCAGGCCGCUGGGAAGACGCACCAGUAUCACCGCGUUCACACACCCUUUGAGCUGAGCCCGGAUCAGGACGAGCUUCACCUCUCUGGUCACCCAACCUUGCCGAAGCAGCCCAAAUACCACCACGUCGCCGAGGAAUUGGCCCUUGCAGCUGGAUGCUGGCUCUGGGACUACCUCGCCAGGUCAGGCAGUGCCGGCUACUUGAUCCCGCUAUCUGGAGGAUUGGAUUCCUGCUCCACUGCUGUCCUCGUCCACUCCAUGGCUAGAAUUGCUAUCAGCGCGAUGGAAGCUGGCAACCAGAGCGUCAUCGCAACUCUCAAGCGCAUCUAUGGUGACGAUCCUCUCCCCAAGACGGCACAGGAGCUAUGCCACAGAGUCUUGCAUACCGUCUAUAUGGGUGCACGCGUAAGCUCCGAAGAAACGCGCCAGCGUGCCAAAGACAUUGCUGCCAACCUCGGGAGUUAUCACUUGGAAAUGUCUAUUGAUCCAGUUUACGACGCCAUGAAGACUGCAGUGACUGAGUCCCUUGACAUCCAACCCAAAUUCAGGAUGGAGGGGGGAACUGACGAAGAGGGAAAGAGCUUGCAGAAUAUUCAGGCACGCGUUCGAAUGGUCACGGCAUACACUUGGGCGCAGCUUCUACCAAUGAAACGCCAGCUGCACGGCGGUGUAUUAGUCCUUGGAUCAAGUAACGUGGGAGAGUCACUCCGCGGAUAUUUCACCAAAUGGGAUUGUAGCGCGGCAGACAUCAACCCGAUCGGUUCUGUCGAUAAGGCAGAUCUCGUUCGGCUUCUCGAGUGGGCCGAGGUAGAAUACUCACUUCCAGUGCUCGGGGAGACGGUCAAGGCAACGCCGACGGCCGAGCUGGAACCGGUCACUGAGGAAUACACCCAGAGCGAUGAAGUUGAUAUGGGAAUGACUUACCCAGAGCUUACCUUGUAUGGGCGCCUUCGUAAAGAGAAGAAGAUGGGCCCGUACUCGAUGUUCAUGCAUCUGGUCCGUAUCUGGGGUAAACACCGGGAGGAGGUCGACGAUAACCCAUACCUGGAGCCCGCUGAAAUUGCGAGCAAGGUCAAGGCCUUCCAUCACUUUGUUGCCAUCAAUGCCCAUAAGAGAGAAACGCUCACGCCCGCUUUGCACUGUAACAGCUACUCCUGCGACUCCAAUCGGUUUGAUCUACGCCCGUUCCUUUAUCCGCCAUUCUGGAGGAGCUGGAGCUUCAAGAAGAUUGACCGCGAGGUUGCUAGGUUGGAGAAGGCGUACGCGGCUCGAAAAUGA